AUGUCUGCUUUUUUGGUUCCAUCCGUGCCAGCAACACAUUUAACAAAAAUGCAAAUGCAACAUACCGCGCAAUAUAAUUGCAGUAGUAGUAGUAGUAGUAAUAAUACGACAGGAUGUCCGGUGGUACCAUCACCAAUUCAUACGGUUUCCAACAAUUGUACAUCCGGUAAUAACGGUGCGCCACAUAUUCAACCUUCACCACGAACAUCCAUCAUGAAUCCUGGUCAAAUUGAUCAGACAUUAUAUGUUAAAGAUGAGACGUUUGAUAAUCAGAUACCGUUGCAACCACCUUCCGUAGCAACAACUUCAUCGAGCCAUCUGCUAACGCCAUCAUCCACUCCAACAACGCAGCGAAGGAAUCGUCGAAUUUCCAAUUUAUUUCAACGGCCUAAAGAUCAUGGACACGAUGAUAAGUCACAUCGAUCAGCAGCUGAGAUCAAUAUGGGUAUGGGUCGAGCUAUACCCGUAAAGCAAGGUCAUUUGUAUAAAAGAAGUAAUAAGACUUUGAAUAAGGAAUGGAAAAAGAAAUAUGUUUGUCUUCAUUCCAAUGGACGUCUUUCUUAUCAUCAGACUUUGAAAGAUUAUAUGGAAAAAGAUGCCGGGAAGGAAGUGUUUUUGGGAUUAGCAACAGUACGAAUUGCUGGACGCCAAAGGCCACGAAACACACAGCGUGUUCAGACGCAAGUGAUUUCUGGACCCAGUCGAGAUCAUCAACUUGCUAAGGAUAUCGGUUUCAAGCGAGAAUUGCAUGAUUCAAAUGUAAUGCGGCAUACAGUUGGUACUGUAAGUACGAGCGAUGCUAGUGUUUCUACGGGUCAAGAUAACAAAGCCUUCACUGAUGAGCAAUUUAUAAAUGGUGAAGGAACAUCCGGUGGUAGUGAUGAUCAGCUACAGAAUCCACAACCUCCGACUACGAGUACAAGUGGUUUAGUUGUAGCUACCCAUGCUGCUAUUACUGCUAGUGCUGGUAAGAAAAAGAAAGGCCAUCGUCGUUAUGGAUCAGCUGCCAAAAAUGACGAAGAAGAUGACUGUGAAUUCGAAAUUAUUACGUGUGAUCAAAAACGUUGGGAAUUUUCGGCCACUUCGAUUGAGGAGCGUGAUGAAUGGGUUGCUGCUAUUGAAGAGCUUAUUGAGAAAUCCUUGCAAGCUCAAAUAAGUCAGAAACAACAAGAGAGUAGUCGUGGACAUGGAAAUAAGGCUGAAGUACAAGCUUUGCGGCAAAUACUCGGCAAUGAUAGUUGUGCCGAUUGCGAUGCUCCAAAGCCGGACUGGGCUUCGCUUAAUUUAGGAACAUUAAUUUGCAUUGAAUGCUCAGGAAUACAUCGAAAUCUUGGCUCACAUAUAUCGAAAGUCCGUUCACUCGAUCUUGAUGACUGGCCAACGGAGUAUUUGAACGUCAUGGAAGCAAUUGGUAAUAAGAAAGCAAAUGCUGUUUGGGAACAUAACGCUUCACCGGGUAAAAAACCACAAGCAGACUCAUCACGGGAAGAAAAAGAAAAAUGGAUUAAGAUCAAAUAUGAAGGAAAACGUUUCCUUCCAUCUAUCACGGCAGAUGUACCGCUUGGGCGACAAUUACUCAAUGCCGUUUUUAAUAAUGAUCUCAAUGCACUUUUACCAAUUUUACCACGUUGUACCACUUCUGAUCUUCGAACAACGGUUGAUACGACUGAUAGGCGUACCGCCUUGCAUAUUGCAUGUUCGAAUGCAUCUGCGGCUUGCACGCAACUUCUUGUUUGGUAUAAUGCGGAUCUUCGUAUGUUAGACGAAAUGGGUCGUUCGGCAUUGUGGCAUGCACAGACAUCUGGUGCACUAGACUGUGCUGCAAUAUUGUUGAAAGCAGGUUUAGACCCGAAACAUGGCAUUCCAGAUGGACCAGAAAUGAUUACAGGUUCAUUAUCAUCACGUGAAUUCUGCUACACGAAUGAUAAACUGUUAGGGAAUGAUUCCAAACUGCAGCGUCAAUCAGAUGUUGUAAUCCGACGGAUAUCACCAGGACAACAACUAAUUGGAACGCCAUCAAGUGUAAACGGUUUCCAUCGACGGAAUUCAGACGCUUUUGAACGUUUACCUGCUAGUGUCAUAUAA
This is a messenger RNA of Cercopithifilaria johnstoni, 2085 nucleotides long. The record is from the annotation of a GenBank genome assembly. Lineage: Eukaryota; Metazoa; Nematoda; Chromadorea; Rhabditida; Onchocercidae.